This is a messenger RNA of Sphaeroforma arctica JP610, 481 nucleotides long. RefSeq lists its product as hypothetical. NCBI's taxonomy places the organism in Eukaryota, Ichthyosporea, Ichthyophonida. The transcript is spliced from 4 exons. The record is from RefSeq and is a predicted model, not a curated record. The coding region runs from base 68 to 481 and encodes 137 amino acids.
GUGGCUUUCUUUUUUCCAGAGAACUGCUGACUCAGAGUAUUGAUCGGGACCUCAUAUCGAACGAAGGAUGUUCGAUUGUGAAUAUCGUUGUCGACAUGUAGGUGGCUGGCCAGGUAUGGGUCACAGUGGGGCCGCUAGAAUAGGCAAGGUGAAUUUAACGCAAACUGCUGCUGUGGAAUGGGCCAAAUAUGGGUAUCGUGUGAACGCUGUCGCUCCAGGAUGGAUUGCCUCGAGUGGGUUUGACGCGUACUCAGAUCCUCACAUGAAAAAUAUGAUACCAAAACUUGGAGGUACUUUGCCUGUUAAUCGCUUGGGAACUGAAUCCGAGUGCCGCAGUUUGCUGCUCGGUGAAGGGUCUGCUUUCAUUACUGGUACAUCCUUGCAAGUAGAUGGUGGUCGGCCGUUGAACAAUCACCCUAUUAUGGCACCCCCGGCACAGCACGACAAUAAUAAGCCUUUCACAGGUAACAUUCUACUUUGA